Molecule: messenger RNA, 540 nt
Organism: Microthlaspi erraticum
Lineage: Eukaryota; Viridiplantae; Streptophyta; Magnoliopsida; Brassicales; Brassicaceae
Source: the annotation of a GenBank genome assembly
AUGGAUCAAAGACCUCUGGGAUUGCUAACGAUUCACGUCAAAAGAGGGAUUAACCUCGCGAUUCGCGACGCCAGAAGCAGCGAUCCUUAUAUCGUUAUCACCGUCGGCGAUCAGACGUUGAAGACACGUGUGGUGAAAAGAAACACCAAUCCAGUAUGGAAUGAAGAAAUGACUGUUGCAAUCAAAGAAACCAAUGUCCCAAUCCGCUUGACAGUGUUUGACUGGGACAAAUUCACUGGGGAUGACAAAAUGGGAGAUGCAAACGUGGACAUACAACCAUACAUAGAGGCACUGAAAAUGGGGAUGGAGCUUUUGAGGCUUCCUAAUGGAUGUGCGAUCAAAAGGGUUCAACCAUCGAGGCACAACUGUUUGUCGGAUGAGAGUAGCAUCGUGUGGAACAAUGGUAAGAUCACACAAGACAUGAUCCUUAGGCUUAACAAUGUCGAGUGCGGCGAGAUUGAGAUCAUGCUUGAAUGGCAUGAAGGUGCUGGUUGCAGAGGUGUGACUUCUUCCAAAGGUGGCUCUUCUUCCGCUACAUAA